AUGGUUGGAAUUCAGGUUUUGGCUGACAAGUUGGUCCAAAUUCAAGCUGCUAGCAUAGCUAGAAAUUUGCCUGUUAUUGAAAAGAAGAUCAAUGACAAGCUGAAUUCUUACUUUUCAGAACUCAACAAAUUGCCGAAAACUCUGUCAACUGUUACUGAGGCCAUGACUGCUUUUAUGCAGAUCAUUGGAGCAUCCAAAGAAUCACUUAAGAAGAUUCUUUUGAUGGGAGAAUUUAACGAGUUCCCGCAUGACCAACAAAUGCAUUGCACGGCUAGGCUGGUUGAGAUGCUCGAUCAGUGCUCAUAUCAACUUCACGGGUGCAAUGCGAGUGACUCCAAAAGUAAUUUCUUAAUGGAGGAGAUUGCGAUUUUGGAGGAGGCAAAAGGUAUCAACCUUCCCAAUUUUGUUCAGCGCAAUGCUUUUCUUAUAAUUUUGCAAGGAAAAGUGAAAGGGAUUUCAGGCAUACCUCUUGAGUUUGUUGAGCACGUUUGGAAUUAUAUUGAGAAUGUGGUUUUGUUUGUGUUAAUGAGAAAUACAGAAAAAUAUUAUCAGCUUCAACCGUCUGUCAGAAGAGCAUGCCAAAAUUUUAUUCAAAGGAUGAAAGAAAGGUCCAUUCAUUGGAUGACGGAGAUUUUGGAAAUGGAGAAGCUGACUGAUUAUACAUGUAAUCCGGAAUAUGUAUCCGAAUGGCAUAGGCUCAUGACUGAACAAGAAACAUUCAUCACAAAGGUAUUUCGUAAUACCAAUGAUCUGGGACUUGGACCUCACAUAAAAGUAAAUGAAGAGGGAAUUGGGAUGGUUGAAGUUGGAGAUCUAAUGAAGUACCCACAUGUUCUAUUGUCUCAAGCUUUUGACUUGAAAAUGCGGAUGACUGCAUAUUGGAAUGUUGUGCUGAAAAGGUUGAUUGAUUCUAUGGCUUUGCAUUUGCAGCUGAGUGUUUCGAACCUUGUGAACAAGGACAUGGAGACGGAGAUUGUGAGUGAGUUAAUGGGACCUAACCAUGGUGUUGGGAUUGAGAGGAUGAUGGAGGAACCUCCAUCAAUUGCAGUGAAGCGUGAGAAGCUCAUCAAAAGCAUCAAAAAGCUCAAGGAGUCUAAAGAGGUUGUGUGUAAGAUCAUGGAUGGCAUCGUUACUUUUGCCAAUUAA
This is a messenger RNA of Prunus avium (sweet cherry), 1146 nucleotides long. The record is from RefSeq and is a predicted model, not a curated record. NCBI's taxonomy places the organism in Eukaryota, Viridiplantae, Streptophyta, Magnoliopsida, Rosales, Rosaceae.